AUGGUGGCGCAAUUGCUUCGCGCAAACAACUUUAACCUUGUUCGCAUACCGUUAGCAGUGGCUGCAGUGACGAACAAUAUUGAAGUUGAUCGUUACAAGAUGGGCAAUGAGACAAAAUUGCUCGAGACUUUUCAAGAGCGUGAACUGCUCUACUUGGAUGUGCUGGAUUAUGUGGUGAACGAGCUUGAGCAUCAUAAUUUAUUGGUAUUGCUGGACGCCCACGUUAUGCAGCCUGCUGGAUCAAUCCCACCAUUGUGGUACGACGAUGAACAGGAUUGCACUCAAGAUAUAGUAGAACAGAUGUGGAGAACGCUAGCUUUGAGGUAUAAGAACAAAUGGAAUGUGAUUGGCGCUGAUCUGAACAAUGAGCCACACGGAGAAGCGACAUGGGGCUCAGGAAAUGUCAAGACAGAUUGGAGACUCGCUGCGACGAGAUUAGCUGACCAGGUGUUGACUUUGUGUCCUCGCUGGCUUAUCUUUGUGGAAGGGGUGCAGACGACAAAGUAUAAUCCAGGACACGAUGUUCCUUGCUUUUGGGGUGAAAAUCUACAAGCAGCUGGCCAAUUGCCGGUUGAGCUGUGCGUAGACAAUCGUCUUGUGUAUAGUCCACAUACUUAUGGACCUGCAGUUGCGAAUCAACCGUAUUUUAAUGCAGAAGACUUUCCACACAAUAUGCCUUGCGUCUGGGAUUCUCACUUUGGAUAUUUAAAAAGAGAAGCUAGGGUACCGCUGGUGAUUGGCGAAUGGGGUGGUCGUUUUGAUAAUCGAAAAGACUGGAGCUGGCAAAAGCGGUUUGCUGAGUAUGUUCAACAUAAUCGUAUUGAUGGAGUUAUUUUCUGGUGCGUUAACCCGAAUGGCGGUGACACAGACGGUUUACUGUGCGCUGAUUGGCGCACACCGAAUGAUAAAGCGUUUCAGGUAUUAUCGCGCUUUACGGGGACGCCUGUGCCUCCAUCAUGCUGA
This is a messenger RNA of Plasmopara halstedii, 963 nucleotides long. RefSeq names its product cellulase (glycosyl hydrolase family 5) subfamily protein. The transcript has a single exon. Bases 1 to 963 code for a protein of 320 amino acids. NCBI's taxonomy places the organism in Eukaryota, Oomycota, Peronosporomycetes, Peronosporales, Peronosporaceae. Gene Ontology annotation, molecular function: hydrolase activity, hydrolyzing O-glycosyl compounds. The record is from RefSeq and is a predicted model, not a curated record.